Molecule: messenger RNA, 1358 nt
Organism: Sclerotinia trifoliorum
Lineage: Eukaryota; Fungi; Ascomycota; Leotiomycetes; Helotiales; Sclerotiniaceae
Source: the annotation of a GenBank genome assembly
CAUGUUCAUGACUACUGGGUAUUCUUCAACAAGGACAAUAUGAAGUAGCUUCGAAGUCCGAACCAAGAAAAGGUAAUGGAUGAAUAAAGAGAAUCGUAUUUCGAUUUGUCCCUAUUUCUUAUAAUUUUUGCAAUUUCUUUCAAUUUCCAUUAUCGAUAACAGGAUCUCCGUGCUUAUAUUACUUGGCCCAGCCGGAAAAGUAUUGAAGAUUGAAUUUCAACCAUCAAGUUUCAAGCUUCGAUUUCGCUCAUUGAGUUUCUGCCCUUGGUCUCGUAGCGAAUAUUAUUUUUGAAAUCAUGUCUACAGAUAGUACUGCUAAUGCGAUUGGAUCAGCGUCAGCUCAAAGCUCAGCUGAACAAUCAAAGAGCACAGCGAGCACAUCAAGCGCAACUCAUCGACGUCCUUGGGAUAUAAUACAAAACGGCGGCGUCGCCCCAAGAGCGCGAGUUGGACCUGAUCGAGAACAAUAUGCGGAAAUACCUAGUAUUAGCGAGGCCAUCAAUCAAUUCGAGAAGCAAUUUCAUUCCGGACAACCCAAGUCUCUGUCUGGCAUCGCAUUGCGAUCCUUUCUCGUUGGCAUCGUCCUCACAUUCUCCACCUUCAGUACACUCUAUCUCUUCUUUGUCGCCGACACGAUCUUCUGGCGCAUCCCUUUUUUUAUCUCUUGCCUCUCCAUUUUCCACUUCCUCGAGUUUUGGACUACAGCGAGAUACAAUACACCUGAAGCAUCCAUAUCCUCCUUUCUCUUCAGCGGCAAUGGAUCCGCAUACAACAUCGCACAUACCGCCGCCAUCACCGAAUUCCUGAUCACGAAUACUUUUUUCCCCAAUGGGUCUCCAUACGUCAUCUACGGCCUACAGUUGCCCCCCUCCAUAUCCUGGUUUAGCCCUCGAGCACAAAACUUCAUCCUCGUCCUCGGUCUCAUCCUCAUACUAAUGGGCCAGACCAUUCGCUCCGUAGCCAUGGUUCAAGCCGGUAGAAGUUUUAAUCACAUAGUUCAAUUUACGCGGUCGCGCUCUCAUACACUUGUCACCACUGGUUUAUACGCAUGGUUACGCCAUCCCUCCUACUUCGGAUUCUUUUGGUGGGGAUUGGGUACACAAAUGGUUUUGGGGAACUUUUAUUGUUUUUGCGGAUAUACGCUGGUCUUGUGGAUGUUUUUCAAUAGGAGGAUUAAGGGGGAAGAGGCUUUGUUGAUCAAGUUCUUUGGGGAUGAGUAUGUACAGUACAGAAAGAUCUCGCGGGUGGGAAUACCGUUUAUCUAGAUUUGCAGUGGUAAUGCAUGCAAAUCUUGGGAUUUUUCUUCAUGUUGGAUGUGCACAAUAGGAUUGUAUACUCUGAAAUGCAUGAGAUGGUAA